Messenger RNA from Uranotaenia lowii, 1677 nucleotides. It is a transcript of the gene eIF3e, whose product is annotated as eukaryotic translation initiation factor 3 subunit E. The coding region runs from base 134 to 1447 and encodes 437 amino acids. NCBI's taxonomy places the organism in Eukaryota, Metazoa, Arthropoda, Insecta, Diptera, Culicidae. Gene Ontology annotation, cellular component: nucleus; cytoplasm; eukaryotic translation initiation factor 3 complex. The record is from RefSeq and is a predicted model, not a curated record. Gene Ontology annotation, biological process: translational initiation. The transcript is spliced from 3 exons. Gene Ontology annotation, molecular function: translation initiation factor activity.
GCUUGCCGUCCUUCUUGAACGUCGCACGGGCAACCAAAUCAUUGUCCACAUGUGGUGUUGGUGAAAUUUUGCGAAUUUUCCGGUGAUUUUUGGAUAGUUUUGUGCACGAAAAUACCACCCGAACCGCUGCAAGAUGGCCAAGUUUGAUUUGACGGCGAAAAAUUGCCAGUAUCUGGACCGGCAUCUCACUUUUCCGCUGCUGGAAUUCUUGCUGCAGAAGAACAUCUACGACCAAACGUCGCUGCUGAAGUUUAUCCUGGAAACGGUCAGCAAAACCAACAUGGUUGACUACACCAUGGAUAUCCGCGAGCGCUUAAAUAUGGGCACCGAUCUGCCCGAGGAGCUGAUCAAGCGCCGCUCCAAUGUGCUGGUCAAGCUGAAGGAGCUCCAAACGGAGGUUGCUCCGCUGAUGAAGUGUAUGGAGGAGCUGAAGAAUCCGGACACGAUGAAGGACUCCAAAUCGAUCGUGCACGCUCUGCAGCAGGAGUUUGAUUUCGUAACUUCCUACGAUAUCAUCAAGAGUGCACAAAAGCUGGCCAAGUAUCUGUACGAGUGCGGCAACUAUCGUGAUUCCAUCUCCUAUCUGUACAUUUGUCUUCUGGUCAUGGAGCCUACCGAUAAGAACUACCUGAAUGUUCUGUGGGGUAAACUGGCGGCUGAGAUUCUUACGCUCAACUGGCAAACGGCCCUGGAAGAUCUUACGCGUCUACGGGACUUCAUCGAUAACAACAACUUUUCUCCCAUUGAGGUGUUGCAGCAGCGCACCUGGUUGAUUCACUGGAGUGUGUUGGUUUUCUUUAACCACGCUAAGGGACGGGACCUAAUCAUUGAGAUGUUCCUGUACAAGCCGCUCUAUCUGAAUGCUAUCCAAACCAUGUGUCCUCACAUCUUGCGUUAUCUCGCAACUGCUGUUAUCAUCAACCGUGGGCGACGAAAUGCCUUAAAGGAUUUGAUCAAGGUUAUCCAGCAGGAAUCAUACACUUACCGGGAUCCAAUUACGGAGUUUUUGGAACAUCUCUAUGUAAACUUCGACUUCGAGGGUGCUCGUAUGAAGCUGCACGAGUGCCAGACUGUUAUCAUCAAUGAUUUCUUCAUCAUUGGUUGCCUGCAGGAAUUCAUCGAGAACGCUCGGUUGAUGAUUUUUGAAACAUUCUGCCGGAUCCAUCAGUGCAUCACUAUCAGCAUGUUGGCAGAAAAGCUCAACAUGGAACCGGACGAGGCCGAAUGCUGGAUCGUCAACUUGAUCCGAAACGCUCGGUUGGAUGCCAAGAUCGAUUCCAAGCUUGGCCACGUUGUCAUGGGAACGCAACCUCUCUCUCCGUAUCAGCAGCUAGUAGAAAAGAUUGACUCACUUUCGGUCCGCUCCGAGGCGUUAACUGUGCUAGUCGAGCGCAAGCAGAAAGCUAAAACCCAGGAAUCUGGCGAAGGAAACUGGAAGUAUUACUGAUAAACUUACAUAAAUACCGCGAGUUAUCCAAAAGCUCAGCCCAUUUUCAGCCACUGUGGUACAUAGAGAGAGAAAUAAAGCGUUCCAACUUCUAACAACAACAACAACAUCCAUAAAGUGUAGCACUUUGGCAGAAUUUAUUCUACUGCUAUUUCAACAAAAUGACUAUGAAAACUGUUUGUACAACAUUUAGAGUUUUGAAUAAAUUUAAUUGGGGUACACACAAACAA